Molecule: messenger RNA, 2428 nt
Organism: Haliotis rubra (blacklip abalone)
Lineage: Eukaryota; Metazoa; Mollusca; Gastropoda; Lepetellida; Haliotidae
Exons: 5
Coding region: 35-2428 (797 amino acids)
Source: RefSeq, a predicted model, not a curated record
AAAUGUUUGAUGUCACCCCGUCUGCCUGUCAGACAUGUCGAGGAAUCAGAGGGAGACAGAAUCUGAACGUCCUGCCAGGGAACGUGAGACAGGAGGUGAUGUAACGUUCACAAUGGACAACCUGGCAUCAUCAGAAGUAGCACAACCUGGUAAUGACAAUGAUGUUAAUGUCGUUCCCCAAGGAAGACAAGGUGAUAGGACAUUCUCCAUGGACAUGGUAGCAUCAUCAGAAGUGGUCGAGCGUCAGGCCAGUGCGGGGAGUGGUUCCAUGGCUGUUUCUGAGAGACGAGAAAGGCAAGCAGUGUCAACUAGAAUCACUGCAGGGUCUGACUUUAAAGGUAUCAUAGUACAGGACUCUUCUGAAGUCAGCUUAUCUGUUGGAGGUCAGAAUGAUGGAAUAAUGAAAUCAGAUAUGCUCCAAAUAAAUCUGAAGCGAGUCAAAGAUGUCUUUGAGAAAACUGCUAACUACAGAAGAGUGAAGGAACUCUUGGAGAAGUAUGACCAUGUGACAAUAAGUGGUGCUUCUGGUGAAGGUAAAACGUCCAUUGCCUUGAUGAUAGGAGCAGAUCUCAGGAACCAGGGGUAUGAACUUGUGUUUGUUGAUGAUGUGGAUAAAUUCGAGCUGAAGAAUUGUGACCUGCGUGGAAAGAAAGUUUGUCUGAUACUGGAUGAUAUAUUUGGAACAGUCGGCCUAUCAACUGACGUUCCCCAUCUUAGGUCCAUUCUACAAAAUCUCAAACAAUAUUUAGAAGAUGCCAAAUCUAGCAAGGAACUGAAAACACAUCCAGGCGCUGAAUCAGUGAUUCGUGUUAUCUUCACCACUAAAUCGUACAACCUGGAAUGUGGAGUCGCAAAGUUGGAAGGCCAAGAAUAUUAUUUUUUCACAGGUCCAUCGCUUCUCGAUUUGACAAAAAUGAAAUCAUGUCAUUACAGCCCCCAGGAAAGAAAGAAAAUACUCCAGAAACAACUAAAACACCAUAACAUGGACAUGAACCUCGAUAUUGAUGAGCUUUGUGACACAAGAGAAUCUUUGUUUGGCUUCCCCCUAAUAUGUACCUUGUUUUGUGAAUUUCUCAGCUUUCAAAAAGAACCUGCACAGUUUUUUCAAGAACCCCUAUUUUAUCUACGGCGAGAAAUUGACAUGAUCAUGGAACGUAGGAAUGAUCAAUCCGCUGCGCUCAUCCUGAUGUUGUUGUGUGAAGAUCAUCUGAACUUGAGCCGGGUAGAAAUGGAAUCUGAAAAUGAUUUUUUAGAAGCCGUAAAAAACGUGGUGCCAGUUACCUCACGUACUGCAGUUGCCAAAGCCAUCAGAUGUUACAGGGGUGUAUUUUUCACUGAUGGAGAUAUACUUGGAUUUUCACAUCCCACCAUCUAUGACGCCUGUGCUUGUGCCCUAUUCAAAAUGAAUCCAUCCUUCGUUCUGAACCACUGCAGUAUCAGAUUCCUUUAUGAGCGUGUACAAGCUCAGCCAGUCCAGUCCACUGCAAUAGAUAACCAUCUCCACAUCAUCUACGUCUCAGAUGCUUACUAUGACACAAUUGCCUCCAGACUGGCUGAUGCUGUUGCCAAAGGCAACUACAGUAUGUCUAUUACACACCCUAUUUUGAGAAAAGAGCAAAUAGUGGACAAAGUGUUCAAAAUGCUCAAACUGAAGAAAUCAAAUACAUUAAAGCGGUUCCUGAAUACGAAGGACACAAAAAGGCUUGCCAUGUUGCAUGCAAAGGAAGAAGAGAAACACUUACUGUACUGGGCAGUUCAUGCACACAGUCUGUACUUGGUUGAGAAAAUCCUUGAUGUUGGAUACCGUUUUUCAGACGAAGAGAUCAAGGAAGCCUUCAAGGCCUGUGCUUCCUGUGAGAACGAAGCAGUGUUAUUGUUGUUAUCUUCCAAAUAUAGGUCACUGCUUCAGCAAAGUGUGCUCAACAAAGCUCUAGUGACUGCAACAGAUAAUAAUUACAAAGACGUUGCUUUGAUCUUACUUAACACAGGAGCUGAUAUCUAUGAAUCCAAAAAUGAUGUUGGUGAAAAUGUCUUUCAAAUUGCAAGGUUGAAGGAGUUCCGUUUACUUGGAAGAGUAUUUUUGGGAUUUAUUACCAAAGGAUUAAAUAUCAAAGUUCUGACUGGAGACUUCGACUUUCAGAGAGCAGCUUAUUCAGCCUUGUGUUACAGCUGUAGGGAAGGGGAUGUACUCGUCCACCACCCUAGCACGAUGUGGACGUGCAUUAUCGGCCAUGAGGAUGAAGUCAGGACCAACAGCACCAGCAUAUGGUCUCACGCACACAUCCAGGACUUCAUCCCUGUAGCGCACUCGGUCAUCGCGCCUCGCCUUAGGACAUGGAGAUCAGUUCGUCCAGCUCGACUGAUUCCUCCCCAAAUCAUCAACGACCCACCACCAUAUCUGUCGUGUUCAGCAACAUUAGCGUCCUGA